Didymodactylos carnosus is the source of this 719-nucleotide messenger RNA. The record is from the annotation of a GenBank genome assembly. Lineage: Eukaryota; Metazoa; Rotifera; Eurotatoria; Philodinida; Philodinidae.
AGUUGUAUAAACAACUAAAAAAAAACAUCGAAAAGAUCUCGAUUUUUAAAAAUAAAUUUUUUUAUUUCAAAAUCAUGGAAUGGAUCUUGGAAAAAAUAUGUAAUAGAUCUCAGUUCAGUUAACUGGAUGGAAGUAUAAACAGACAUGACAUUAAAUGAACAUGCGUACGGACAGACUGCGAUAUUAGAAAUUUGCCAAUGGAUCAGAAAAUUUUGUCGCUCUAGGACGUUACUCAUCAUCAGUGGAAUAAAUCGCGAUAACAGAACAAAUAAAGCUAAAAAUGAAUCGUAAUAGUCGCGGUCGUAAUAGUCCAUCGUAAUCGUCGCGGCAACUAUUACGAUGAAAAGAUGUAGUACAGUUCGCUCGAAUUUUCACACAUUAUUAGUUUGAACGGAUUUAAGUUGAUAAUAGGAGUGAAUUGAUGUACAAUUGACUACAUUUAACUUUGUAGUACCAUCAAAACAUGGGUUAAUCUAUUACAUUCAAUGGUAUGGGAUUUAUAUGAUCAUUUUAAAGAUUGGCUUCAUUCAGCACGUUUAUUAGAUUUUUCUCGUUUUUUACCACUAAUAUUUUGUACGUGCCGAUAUGGCCUCAUAGAAUUUACCUGUGGUCGUGCAGUUGGUAUGAUGAUGUUAUGGGGUACUCGACAAAUGCCACAAGAAAUUGGAAAACGUCGAGGAAAAGGUCGUCCGAAAAAAGUAAAAUAUGCAAAAGACUAA